This is a messenger RNA of Fusarium verticillioides 7600, 525 nucleotides long. Its product is annotated as F-type H+-transporting ATPase subunit epsilon. Bases 96 to 314 code for a protein of 72 amino acids. The transcript has 3 exons. The record is from RefSeq and is a predicted model, not a curated record. Gene Ontology annotation, molecular function: proton-transporting ATP synthase activity, rotational mechanism. Gene Ontology annotation, cellular component: mitochondrial inner membrane. Lineage: Eukaryota; Fungi; Ascomycota; Sordariomycetes; Hypocreales; Nectriaceae. Gene Ontology annotation, biological process: proton motive force-driven mitochondrial ATP synthesis.
CUCUUCCAUUGCCCAGUAAUUCGGAGCAAAGAUUCAGUAGCCAUCACCAACUACCAAAACCCAUCCCUCCCAAUUCAACCUCCAACACCGCCAAAAUGACUGCUGCGUGGAGAGCCGCUGGUCUUACCUACAACCGCUACCUGGCCAUCGCCGCCCGCGUUGUCCGCCGAAGCUUGAAGGAGGACAAGAGAAUCGCUGCUGAGCGCCGAGGCGAGAUGGAUUUGCGAUUCUCCAAGUGGCAGAACGGUAAGCAGGGUGAGCCCAAGAACCUCGCCACUGCCAACGCCGCCAUUGCCGCCGAGAACGCUGCUUAAGCAGAUGGAUUUGGAGAUGAUUGCGCGUGGGAUAAUAGAAGCGUGGCGCUCGAAGGGGUUACUCGGUUCAGAUGAGAUGGACUUAUUCCUCAGCCGAAUGCACACACCUGGAGCCACUGUACCAUAGCGAUUGUUGCGAUGUAUCAAUCAAAUUCAAGACUACGAAUGCAAUUGGAAGCGAGAACGGAUUUUCUGGUGAAUCAAUGUGUUG